GCCGGGCGGGAGGGCCAGAGAGCCGGGCCGCCGAGAGCAGCGAGCGAGCCGCGCCGAGAGCCGCGCAGACCCGCCGCGAGCAGGGACGGACGCCCGCCCGCCGCCGCCGCAGCCCGGCCGCUAUGGAUCUAUUCGACUUUUUCAGGGACUGGGACUUGGAGCAGCAGUGUCACUAUGAACAAGACCGUAGCACACUUAAGAAAAGGGAAUGGGAGCGGAGGAAUCAAGAGGUCCAGCAAGAAGACGAUCUCUUUUCUUCAGGCUUUGAUCUUUUUGGGGAGCCCUACAAGACAAACAAAGGUGACGCACUUGCCAACCGAGUCCAGAACACGCUGGGAAACUAUGAUGAAAUGAAGGAUUUGCUAGCUAACCAUUCUAAUCAGAAUCAUCUAGUGGGAAUCCCAAAGAAUACCGUGCCCCAGACUCCCAUCAACAAAAAUGAACCAAGCUUUUUUCCAGAGCAAAAGAACCGGAUGAUCCCACCUCACCAGGAUAACACUCACGCCUCGGGACCAAUGCCUCCACCUUCGGUCGUGAUACUGAAUUCGACUCUGAUACACAGCAACAGGAAAUCAAAACCUGACUGGCCGCGAGACAGUCACAACCCUAGCAUCGUGCCGGCCAGCCAGGCCGGUGGGCAGCCAAGCAAGAUGGCACCGACUGCACAGGACCAGCCCCCAGCCAGACUGGAAGACUUCUUUGUCUACCCAGCUGAACAGCCGCAAGUUGGAACAGUUGAAGAGCCAAACCCACCGGCGAAGGAAGACAGUGGAGGGGAUACUUUCAAAGAAAUCUUUCAGUCCAACUCGCCCGAAGAAUCUGAAUUUACAGUGCAGACGCCCGGGUCGCCCCUAGUUGCCUCCUCUUUAUUAGCUCCCAGCAGUGGCCUUUCGGUUCAAAACUUCCCACCGGGGCUUUACUGCAAAACAAGCAUGGGGCAGCAAAAACCAACCGCAUACGUCAGACCCAUGGAUGGUCAGGACCAGGCACCGGACAUCUCUCCUACACUGAAACCUUCAAUUGAAUUCGAGAACAGCUUUGGGAAUCUGUCAUUUGGAUCACUCUUGGAUGGGAAACCCAGUGCACCCAGUUCAAAGACUAAACUGCCAAAGUUCACGAUUCUCCAAACAAGUGAAGUAAGCCUUCCCAGUGAUCCAAGCUGUGUUGAAGAAAUCUUGCGGGAGAUGACCCACCCCUGGCCUACUCCUCUCACUGCCAUGCAUACUCCCGGAAACUCUGAGCACAGCACUUUUUCCACCCCAGGACAGGAAUCCCAACAUCUGACCCCAGGAUUCGCCUUACAAAAGUGGAGUGACCCGACCAGCAGAGCUUCUACCAAGAUGCUUGAAGAUGACCUGAAGCUGAGCAGUGACGAAGAUGACCUUGAACCCGUGAAGACCUUGACCACUCAGUGCACCGCCACUGAGCUCUACCAGGCUGUUGAAAAGGCAAAACCUAAGAAUAAUCCUGUGAACCCACUCUUGGCCACGCCUCAGCCCCCAGCUGCAGCACCAGCCAGCGGGGGAUCCGGCAGCUCCAGUGACUCCGAGAGCAGCUCCGAGUCCGACUCAGACACUGAAAGCAGCACCACUGACAGUGAAUCCAAUGAGGCGCCACGUGUGGCCACUCCCGAGCCUGAGCCGCCCUCCACCAACAAGUGGCAGUUGGACAAGUGGCUGAACAAAGUGACAUCCCAGAACAAGUCGUUUAUUUGCGGCCAAAAUGAAACACCCAUGGAGACGAUUUCUGUGCCUCCUCCAGUCAUCCAACCCAUGGAAGUCCAGGUCAAGGUGAAGACGAACCCCAGCCAGGUCCUUGCUGAACCCAAAGAGCGGCCUCUCCUCAGCCUCAUCAGGGAGAAAGCCCGUCCACGGCCCGCCCCGAAAACUCCAGAAACAAAGGCGUUGAAGCAUAAAUUGUCCACAACUCUCGAGACAGCUUCUCAAAGGACCAUAGGGAAAAAACAGCCCAAAAGGGUCGAGAAGAAUACCAACAUUGACGAAUUUACCUGGCCCAAACCAAAUAUCACCAGCAGCGCUCCCAAAGACAAGGAAAGCGUGGAGCUUCCUGACCCACCGAGAGGCCGCAACAAAGCCACUGCCCACAAGCCCGUCCCUAGGAAAGAACCGAGGCCUAGCAUCCCCUUGGCUGCCGAGAAGAAGAAGUACCGAGGGCCUGGCAAGAUCGUGCCCAAGUCCCGGGAAUUCAUCGAAACCGACUCGUCCACGUCUGACUCCAACACCGAUCAGGAAGAGACUCUGCAGAUCAAAGUCCUGCCUCCUUGCAUGGCUCCUGGGGGCAACACUGCCAAGUCCAAGGAAGCCUGCGGCGCCAGCCUGACCCUCAGCAGCUUCAUCAGCAGUGCCAAUGGCAACAACCCACCCGUCACAAAUGAAGAGCCUACUUUCUCGCCCAUCCCUGUCCUGCAAACCGAGCUUCUGUCUCCUCUACGAGAUCACGAGAAUCUGAAAAACCUCUGGGUGAAGAUUGACCUUGACCUGCUGUCUAGAGUGCCUGGCCACAACUCACUCCAAGCAGCGCCAGCCAAGCCGGACCACAAGGAGACGGCCCCAAAGCCCAGGCGGCAGGCUGCUGCUGCAGCUGCAGAGAAAGCCGCCCCCAAGGGCAAGCGCAAGCACAAGCCAACAGAAGUUGCAGAGAAAAUCCCUGAGAAGAAGCAGCGCCUGGAGGAGGCCGCCACCAUCUGCCUGCUCCCACCUUGCAUCUCACCAGCUCCACCCCAGAAGCCUCCCAACACUAAAGAAAAUAAUUCAUCCAGGAGAGCAAAUAGAAGGAAAGAAGAAAAGCUCUUUCCUCCUCCACUUUCCCCCCUGCCAGAGGACCCUCCACGCCGCAGGAACGUCAGUGGCAAUACCGGUCCCUUCAGUCAAGACAAAAGCAUCCCUCCGAUUGGACAAAUCACCUCGACCAAGCCUAAGAGGAGUGAAGGCAAAUUCUGUGCUACUUUCAAGGGGAUAUCUGUGAAUGAGGGAGACACUCCCAAAAAGGCAGCCUCUGCCACCGUCACUGUCACCAACACUGCUCUUGCCACUGCCACUGUCACUGCUACUGCCAUUGUCACCGCCACUGUCACGGCCACUGCCACGGCCACCGCUACGGCCACUACCACGACCACUACCACGACCAUUUCCACCAUCACGUCUACCAUCACGACUGGCCUCAUGGAUAGCAGUCACCUGGAGAUGACAUCCUGGGCAGCCCUGCCCCUUCUGUCCAGCAGCACUACCAACGUCCGGCGACCCAAACUCACUUUCGAUGACUCGGUUCACAACGCUGAUUAUUACAUGCAAGAGGCUAAGAAGCUGAAGCACAAAGCUGACGCACUGUUCGAGAAAUUUGGCAAAGCCGUGAAUUACGCCGACGCAGCCCUGUCCUUCACAGAGUGUGGCAACGCGAUGGAGCGCGACCCGCUGGAAGCCAAGUCUCCGUAUACCAUGUACUCCGAGACCGUGGAGCUCCUGAGGUAUGCCAUGAGGCUGAAGAACUUUGCAAGCCCCCUGGCUUCGGAUGGGGACAAAAAGCUGGCCGUACUAUGCUACCGGUGCUUAUCCCUCCUCUACCUGCGCAUGUUCAAACUGAAGAAGGACCACGCCAUGAAGUACUCCAGAUCGCUGAUGGAAUAUUUUAAGCAAAAUGCUUCAAAAGUCGCUCAGAUACCAUCUCCCUGGGUAGGCAAUGGAAAGAACACUCCGUCCCCAGUGUCUCUCAACAACGUCUCUCCCAUCAAUGCAAUGGGGAACUGUAACAACGGCCCAGUCACCAUCCCCCAGCGCAUUCACCACAUGGCCGCCAGCCACGUCAACAUCACUAGCAACGUGCUCCGGGGCUACGAACACUGGGACAUGGCCGACAAACUGACGAGAGAGAACAGAGAAUUCUUUGGCGACCUGGACACGCUGAUGGGGCCUCUGACCCAGCACAGCAGCAUGACCAAUCUCGUCCGCUACGUUCGCCAGGGACUGUGCUGGCUGCGCAUCGAUGCCCAUUUGUUGUAGUGGGUGCCCUCCCAUCUCCAGCAUCACCGCCGCAUCCCUCUACUUCUCCCAGGGCACCGAUGGUCACUGGUGGAACUCCACUCAUCUGGGAAAGUUCUCUCUGAUUCAGUUUGUUUUUACGCUUCUUUUGAUAUCUGUGAAAAAUGGAAGUCCUUGUAAGUGGACACUACACCUUGA
Messenger RNA from Phacochoerus africanus (Common warthog), 4193 nucleotides. It is a transcript of the gene AFF2, whose product is annotated as ALF transcription elongation factor 2. NCBI's taxonomy places the organism in Eukaryota, Metazoa, Chordata, Mammalia, Artiodactyla, Suidae. Gene Ontology annotation, cellular component: nucleus; nuclear speck. The record is from RefSeq and is a predicted model, not a curated record. Gene Ontology annotation, biological process: regulation of RNA splicing. The coding region runs from base 123 to 4016 and encodes 1297 amino acids. Gene Ontology annotation, molecular function: G-quadruplex RNA binding. The transcript is spliced from 21 exons.